GUUCGGGCAGUGAGGCGAAGGCGAAGGAUCUCCUCUGGCCACUACGCGGGGCGCAGACGCGAACGCGGACGGACAAGAAGAUCGAGACGAGACAGGACAACAUCCGACUCGCGAGGGUUUACUUGGAGUACGUGGCUGAUGAAGUCAACUCUCUGUGAUUAUCCCGUCGCAGCCUGCAUUUGCGCCUCCAAACGGGACGGUUUUGGACAGCUUUUUGAAAUGUGAUUUGACAUUUCUUUGAGUGACGCUGUCAAUUGAGUGCAAGUGCUAUUGCGUCACUGCCGCAUCACGACAAGCACAGAUAUUGCCAUCAAAAUGGCUGAUGAAGACUGGAAGAAAAGAGUGGGAAUCAAGAUCAACUAUCACUCUGAUAGUGAUGGGGAAGGAUCAAAUGGUAUUGAAGUUGGGAAACCUGCAGGCGAUACCUCACCAGAAGGUGAUGGGACUGCGUUCCAUAACAACAGUAGAGAGUCCAGUCUUGAUGCAAUUUUUAAUAAGUAUGAUGAUCACCGACUAGGCACUACUCCUCCUCGGACAAGGUUGUCCAGGCAAAAUCGUGAUUGGAAGAGGCGAGAGAAAGAGCUGGAACGCAAAGAAAACAUGUCUCAGUUAAAAAUAUCCAGGCGGAAUACUUUUGAUGCCAUGUAUUUUGAGAAUCAAGAUAUUGCUGAAAGCGAUGGGGAACAAUCUCAAGAUGGAGAAAAACGAAGUAAUAAGAGAUUUAUGAAAAUGCUGCGUGGCUCAGAACGAGACAUGAAGUUGGACCUCUCGCAUCCGUCUGAAAUCCACUCUUUUUCAGUCGACAGUGGUGUGGAUAGGGCAGAAAGUGUUCCUCUUGGCAUGCAACCUGCCAUGAAGAUUGAGAGCUCUAAGCGAUUCAUGAGUUUGACAUCCAAACUUGUUGCUUGCCACAGUGUGAAGAAACUGAAAACUACUGUCAGUUCUAUGAACUCUCGGCAAGAACUAUUUAAUCAACUUGGUCCAUUGCUUGGUCCUGAGAAACAUACUGACAAGGUAGCUCUAAGGCAGCUUAGUAAUGAAGAAUUUCGUUGGCAAAACGACAUGAAGGAUCUUAUUUGGCUGGAGCUACAAGCAUGGCAUGCAAAUCGUUCACUACCUGCGCAGGAUGAGUUUUUGUGUAAGGCACGUGAAGAGGUAGACAGACUGCUCAAUGAAAUCAUGGAAUAUCACUUUGAAUUCAGCAUCAAGAACCACCCUCAUACUGAUGACUCUAGCUUGAAAAGCUGUAGGUACAAAAUUUGUUUGUCCAUGUAUUGUGAGUUUUGCAUUGACAGGCAAAACACUGCUAUCAGAGAUAUUGAAAAACUUAGUAAUAGGCUUGAGCAGGCUGAAUCGCUGUUCCCUUCCAGCAAAGCUUUUGCGAUGUGCUACCCUCUUUAUAAGGAUGGAAAGUUCAUAGCAAGAAUGAAAUCAAUGUGCCUUUGGUUGAACAUGACAAAGCAACACCGUCUGAAAAUGCUGAUUUUGGGUAAACUUUUUAUAUGUCGUACCCAGUCGCCGUGGCCGGAACCAGCUGACAUAGAUUCUGGAAAUGGCACUAAUGAAACCAACACAGAAGCUGAACAGGACUCGCCACCUGUUGAUGAAACUCCAAGAAAGAGAUUGGAAUGGAAACCAUCAGUGCGUUUUGAUACUGAGUAUACAGGAUCCAGUCCUUCAGAUUCAGCAAGUUCUCAAGGAUCAACUAGUAUUUAUGAAAUGCCAGAUGUUGUUGAUUACAGUUCUGCACUCGCUACCAUAAGUCAGCAGAUCUGCCCCAACAAAAAGGACAAAUCCUCUCCCUACCGUUUGUUCAUUGAAGAAGUCCUGAAAACAAAGGGUCUUCGCAAGUCUGUGCGAUUUUUGGAGAGACUCCACCGUUACACACUUGUGCGUUCGUGCAUUACAUUAGAGAAACCAAGUGAUGUUCCUGUUGCUGGAGAAAAACGAUUGGAAUGCGUGCAUGAGGAGGAACUGAGGCGCCAUGGAUUUUGGAGUCAGGAGUUGCAAGAGAUUGGUCUACCCUCUUAUCACUCCUCAUUCCUCUUCCUUGCAAGAAUCCCCAUUCGUCUCAUUCAAGAGUACUUAACCAUGAGACUUGAGCAGCAACCAGAAAAGCCGUCAGAUCUUUGUUUGCGGCAGCUGAUGAGGGAACUGAAAGAAGGUCUUCGUUUGGCUGUGAUGUUCCGGGAGCGCUUUGAAUCCUUAAUUAUUCAUGCAUUUCAUGACAUGCAACUUGAUCAUGAUUUGUAUGAAGAUGUCCAUGAUUUGGACAAGAGCUCACAAAGUGUUUUUCGAAUUUAUUUGGACUAUUUGCAACGAUGGUGCCAGCUUGUUGAGCAAGAAAGUUAUCAAAAAUCUUUGCUAGAGGAAGAAUGGAUAUUUGCAAAACAGAUAGCUUCACAAAUUCCGUCUGGAGUAAACAUGAUCUCUGGACGGUUUUGUUGUAUUUCCAAUUCCAUGCUCCGGAACCUUGGAAAGACACUUACCUCAAAUAUUGAUUUCCUUACUGGUCCUGUGUUAGAGUCAGGUGAUGACUUCAAAGAUCAGGUAACAAAACAGUCCAUUUUGACAUUAUGUCGUGAGCUGCAAUGUGUCUUCAACGACAUGAGAGAACGUUCAUUAAAGGCAUUUAAUUUUGCCAAAACAUUAAAGAAGGAUGUCGAAGCCAUGGGAUCUCAAAAUCACAAUUGCUUAGAAGCAUUAAAAACUGAGGCUUUAAUGCUGUGCAAAACAGUCAAAAUGGCCAUGUUCACUGUUGAGAAGGCUUUCUGUGUAACAGAUUCCUUAGAAAUUGAUGCAGUGGAGAAUGAGGCUGUUCAAGCUACAAUCAGAGAGACCUUGCACCAAGGGUACAAGUUUGGGUUUGAAUUCCACAAAGAAGUUUGUAAAAAUGUAACAGGAGACAUCAAACCCAAUGUAGCACGGGUACUGACUGGCUUUGCCCAAAUGUGGAUGAACUUUGUGAAGCAUAGAUGUGAGCCAGGGAGAGGCAUGAGACCAAGAUGGGCGAAUCAAGGAUUGGAGUAUUUGCUCAUUGUCUGUGAUGCUGAAAAUACCACAUUUUUAUCUGAGGAUGAGUUUCGUGAGUUUAAAUUGCAGGUGGAAGAUUGCACUCAACAUAUAAUUGGUAAAAAUCCUGAUCCAAUGAAGGAUGUAAAGUCGGCUGAUUCGACCUCCAGGGCUAAUUCUCCCACACCUCGGCCCCGGUUCCGCCUUCCCCGAUCACCACUAGAUACCAAUGGGCGUCUUCAAACCCCAACUCGUAAACCCAGCAUCAACACACCGUCAGAUGGAAGUGUGGACUCUCCUUCUCCUCAAGAACGCAAAAAUGUUCUCCUGUAUGUGGCUCCAAGAUCACGUAUGGAUGCAGUUCGUGCAGCUGUGGAUAACUUGGAGAGGAGUGUUGAUCAUAAAUUGAGAACUCAAAACCUCAUUGGCUAUGUCACUGCUGUACACAAGGAGGAUAGAGUUCAUAUUCGUUUGCGUCAAGUAAAUUUCAGUUGGCAAAGGGGUAUCAAAAUCGGACAAGGAAGCUUUGGUAAAGUUUAUACUGCUGUAAAUAACUUGACUGGAGAACUGAUGGCAAUGAAAGAAGUGCAAAUCCAACCAAAUGACCACCGCACCAUUAAGAAAAUUGCUCAGGAGUUGGCUAUUUUUGAAGGCAUCCAGCACAAACAUCUGGUGAGGUAUUAUGGUGUAGAAAUACACAGGGAUGAAAUGCUUAUUUUCAUGGAGUUUUGCGAGGAAGGCACAUUGGAAACUCUAGUGGCUGCAACUACUAAUGGCCUGCCAGAGCCUCUUGUGCGCCGCUUCACCCUUCAGAUGAUGCAGGCUGUUCAAACUCUUCACUGUCAUGGUAUAGUUCACAGAGACAUCAAAAGUGCCAAUAUAUUUCUUACGGAUGAAGGGAAUUGCCUGAAGCUUGGAGAUUUCGGCUCAGCUGUGAAGAUUAAGGCUCAUACAACUAUGCCUGGGGAAUUGCAAGGUUUCGUCGGUACUCAGGCUUAUAUGGCCCCAGAAGUAUUCACAAAAAUGCAUACUGAAGGGCAUGGUCGUGCAGCAGACAUUUGGUCUGUUGGAUGUGUUGUUGUUGAAAUGGCUAGUGGCAAAAGGCCAUGGGCUGAACUUGACUCAAACUAUCAGGUGAUGUUUAAAGUUGGAAUGGGAGAAACACCAGAUAUUCCAGCAAGCUUAUCUGAAGAAGGGUAUGACUUUGUGGAUCAUUGCUUGCAACACGAUCCUCAACAGCGGGCAACUGCUGCAGAACUCCUUCACCACACAUUUUGUAAAGUUGAUGGAGAAGAGCCACUACUUUCUCUUCUUCCUUCAAUUAUUGAUGAUUAUGGUCACUUUGGUAUCACCAAAUAAACUGUAGGUCUUUUUAUGGGUGGCUUUUUCUAGUCUUAAAGCAUUCAAGAGCAUUCAGUCCAAAGUAUUUAUUGUUUUAGUAUCUUCAAGGAUUCCAUGUAGACUCUUUUCUGGUGAACUGUUUUUGUCCUGGUGAGAGGUGAGUUCAUCGAUCCAGACAAAGCCAGAAUUACUUAUUUGGCAGCUGUAGUUUGUUUCAACUGUGACGUUGCAGUUUUAGUUCUGCAUUUGUAAUUGUGUCAAAUGUAUCCAGCAAGUCUUAACACAUAUUUGUUCAUGUCCAUCAAUCCAGCUUUCUUAGAUUUUAAAUCUGUGAAAAGCAAAAAUACAAAAAGUCCUACCUUUAGGUGCAUUUAAUCGCAUAGGGUCUUAUUUACACUGUUCAUUUUUUGUCUGUACAUAAUUAAUUUAGUCUUUGCAUGUGCUGAAAACACUUUGAACACUGAUCAUAUGAACUUGAAAGUUGUUGUUUUAUAUAAUGAACUGUCAGCUGUUGCUACUGUGUUGUGAGAACAGUUCUGUAUUCAGGACUUAUUGUUGGCGAGCAAUAGCGAGCCCUUGUAUUAACAAUUUUUAUUUCUGUUUACUUCAACCAUUUUAUAUUUCAGUGUCUCCUCUUUUAUAUUUUUAUCUGUAUGUACCAACUUCAAUUCAGACAAUCUAUGCUAUGUCUUAUUUGUACAAAGUUUGUAAAUAUUUUGUGUUAAAGGUGGCUGGGCUUAGUUUGACACAUGCAAGAUGUUUUCUGUGAGAAUGUGUAUUGGCUGUUCUUGUUAUGUAUCUUUCUUAUAUAUCCAUUCCUUUCAUAUCGGCCAACUGCAGGGUUGUUGAAUAUAUGUUGUUGACCUUAUCACUGUUAAUGAGAUACAAUUUUACUUGUAGGAAUUCAUAAUUUUUAUUACAUUGCAUAUGCAAUUUAUCAAAUCUAUGUGUACAGUAGUAUUUUUGCUUUAUUUUGUUAUUAUAAUUGAGAUGUUUUAAUCCAGCCAAUUUUACAAAGGAUUUUAAAUAUUAUCAUUUUUAUUCCCUUAUUUAGAUGUAUGUUGAACAUUGAAACACAGUUAUGUAUGGAUUCCCAAUGGUCCAGAAGAGAGGCAGAACUAUUACCUGACAUAUCUGCUCCAGGAAAUCCCACUUACUCUUAUUUAUUUAGAUUUACUAGGCGAACGAAGCUUGACUUUAGUAGUGCAAGAGAACAAUGUUCAUUUUCCUAUUAUUAACUUUUUAAUGAAACAUUUGGAACCAUAAGUCUUUAACUUUCUACCAACACUGUGUCGUUGUCCAGUUUUAUCUUUUUUCCGAAUCCAGAAAGGGACAUAUGAGUGUCAUUACUCAAAUGAGAAGUGACGUGUUGAGAAGUCAGGUAACUCUGUGGGCUGCUGUAUAGUGUGUUGCACUGUUCUUUCUUGAGUGCCCCUUGGUUAUCAGGUUUCAUAAAUGUGAAAAUAAGCAUUGAUCUCAAUUCUAACUGAUAAUGUCUCAAAGACACAUGACAUGAUAGGAGAGCUGUGUGUUCUCUUUCUGUCAAAGACUGACCUCCUUACUUUCCAUGCGAGGCAUCCUCCAAUUCUUAUCUCAUUCCAUGAUGAAGCACAAAUAGAAACAUUCCACAAUGCCUUGUUAAUUUGAUGAGUUAAGGAAGCUAUGUCAAAGUGUGUUUACAUUUAUAAAUUAAAUUCGAUAAUCAUUUCACUUCCUUGCACUUGUUAGGACUAAGCUAAGAUGAUUGAGAAGACUGUCUUUCACCAAAGCAAUUUUUGAGUUUUGCAUGUUGUGAAAUCAAUGAAAGAAUAAAAUUGCUCACCAAAGAAUGAGGCGCACUUUUAAGAGCAUUGGGUUUGCAAUACUUUUUAAUCAAUUAGAGGUCAAGGUUUCAAAGGGUUCCUUGCACUUGCCCAAUUUUUUUUCUUUCCAAUUCAUUGCAUUUUGUAUCCUAUCUCAAUUGAAUUAGACUGACGAGCUUACUACAUUUCCUUGAUUCUUUCACACUUUCUUGGAGCAGUAUGUAAAUUGGCUGUGGUUGUUGGGUUUAUGAAGUCUAUCGUUUGUUUCUUGUAUUCAAUGUGAUUUUCCAGAAAUUAGAUUUGUAGGUAGCUGGCAGUGGCCAAUGUAUGUACUGAGUGUUACACAUAAUAAAUAUGUUUGUUAUCAAAUAUUCAAAAUUGUCUCUACUCAUCAUCAAAGUAGAUCUGUGAAACAUUUUGACGGAGGUUACGUCGAAUCUGAUUUAAUAAAGCAAUCUUCCCCUCC
Messenger RNA from Thrips palmi, 6621 nucleotides. It is a transcript of the gene Mekk1, whose product is annotated as mitogen-activated protein kinase kinase kinase 4. Bases 316 to 4371 code for a protein of 1351 amino acids. Gene Ontology annotation, molecular function: ATP binding; protein kinase activity. The record is from RefSeq and is a predicted model, not a curated record. The transcript is spliced from 5 exons. NCBI's taxonomy places the organism in Eukaryota, Metazoa, Arthropoda, Insecta, Thysanoptera, Thripidae. Gene Ontology annotation, biological process: MAPK cascade; protein phosphorylation.